AUGCCAGCCGUCGAUCCACAUUAUCUCUGGGCCUUUGGACAUGGUGUAAUGCUCGUCUCAGCGGCAUACGUCCUACUUCAAACCGUAUUAUUCCGACCUUCACCCACCAAAUCAUACAAAUUAGCAUUCACCGGUGCCCUUUUGUCGUACUCUAUCGUAGUUUACAAAUCACUAGGUAAACCACAACUGAACCAAGCCUGGUUGAGAAGAGCAUUGGUAGAUGAGAAUGUCCAAUAUGCCAUUCUGGCGCUCUAUUGGUGGGUCGCUAAGCCCGUUAAUGUCUCCAUCCUUCCAUUUGCGACCUUUUCUCUUUUCCACUGUUUGACUUUCCUCCGAACUAACAUCAUACCCAAACUUGUACCACCACCAGCUCAAGGUACUCAAGGUCAAGCCCAAGCACAAAGACCACCCGUCUUCCUCGAAACUAUCUCUAGGAAAAUCCAACUUUGGGUUAAAAGCAACUACGACGUUGCUAUGCGAUUCGUAGCUUACUGCGAAUUGUUAAUUUGCGUUAGACUCAUUUUGGGUGUGUUGACAUUCAGACAAUCAUUCAUCGCACCAUUGUUCAUGGUCCAUUUCGUCCGACUACGAUAUCACGCUUCCCCAUUCACCAAAUCUGCCAUCACCAACGUCACCUCUUACAUAAAUAACUUUGUCGUCGGUAAACCACCGGUAGUUCAGAAUGUCUGGAAUACCUUGAAGAGGGUUAUAGCUACUUGGGGUGGAGCACCUUUGAUCGCUGGACAAGGUCAAGCGCAAGGUCAAGGUCCGGCUGCUGCUCAGGCUCAAGCUGGUAGAAGAUAA
Molecule: messenger RNA, 804 nt
Organism: Kwoniella botswanensis
Lineage: Eukaryota; Fungi; Basidiomycota; Tremellomycetes; Tremellales; Cryptococcaceae
Exons: 5
Coding region: 1-804 (267 amino acids)
Biological process (GO): endoplasmic reticulum tubular network organization; membrane organization
Cellular component (GO): membrane; endoplasmic reticulum
Source: RefSeq, a predicted model, not a curated record